AUGAUUAUUCCUGUCCGCUGUUUUUCGUGCGGGAAGGUCAUCGGAGACAAGUGGAAUGCCUACCUCGAGCUUUUGUCUAAGGACGUCAGUGAAGGUGAUGCUUUAGACCAGCUUCAACUCAAACGUUACUGCUGUCGGCGCAUGGUGCUCACGCACGUAGAUCUCAUCGAAAAACUGCUGCAUUAUAACCCGUACGAGAGGUCAAGAGACAAGCCAAACUUCACCUGA
Molecule: messenger RNA, 228 nt
Organism: Sparassis crispa
Lineage: Eukaryota; Fungi; Basidiomycota; Agaricomycetes; Polyporales; Sparassidaceae
Product: DNA-directed RNA polymerases I, II, and III subunit RPABC5
Exons: 4
Coding region: 1-228 (75 amino acids)
Biological process (GO): transcription by RNA polymerase II; transcription by RNA polymerase I; tRNA transcription by RNA polymerase III
Cellular component (GO): RNA polymerase II, core complex; RNA polymerase I complex; RNA polymerase III complex
Molecular function (GO): DNA-directed RNA polymerase activity; DNA binding; zinc ion binding
Source: RefSeq, a predicted model, not a curated record